AUGGUAAAAAUUGGACACAGUGUGCUAUGUUUUUCUGAUUUUUAUUGUAAUUGUACACGUACUAGAAUAGUGUUAGCAUUGUGGGCGCGUGAUUCUCAAGCCAGAGAUCGUGUGUUCGAGCCCGGCUGUGCUACUGCGUACUACUCAUACACUUGUCCUAAAGUAAAGGAAACAGGUCCCGUAACAUGGCUUGAAAAGUUCCCAGAAGCAAGGGGUGCAAGACAAAGCCCCGUAGACAUAGUGACAUCUAGAUCUAGUAACAGCGGUAGUGUUCCACCUCUUACUUUCCGGUACUCCGUCCAUCAUCCACGAUCUAUCGUCAAUCCUGGUUAUUGUUGGCGAGUUGAUGAAAAUGGAUACAAUUCAGAACUCAGAGGUGGACCACUAGGCUCUGACGUCUAUAAACUUCAACAAUGGCAUUGCCAUUGGGGUGCCAAAAACGGGGAGGGAUCAGAACAUACAGUAGACGGAAGAUCAUUCUCAGGGGAACUCCACUUGGUUCAUUGGAAUACUAGUAAAUACAACAGCUUUGUUGAGGCAGCUGGACAAGCAGAUGGACUUGCAGUUCUUGGGGUAUUCAUAAUGGUUGGUUCAAAACAUGAAGAAUUGCACAAGGUCGUCCGACUUCUGCCAUACAUUCAACAUAAAGGUGACAAAGUAACAAUGUCGGAGGCCUUGGACCCGGCCAACCUGCUGCCCAGAGGUAGUGGCUAUUGGACAUACCCUGGCUCUCUAACAACACCACCGUGCACAGAAUCAGUCACAUGGAUAUUAUUUAAACAACCCGUAGAAGUCUCCGCUGAACAGCUGGCAUUAAUGCGUAAACUCCGAUGUGGUGAAGCUUCAUGUGGUGAAGAAGCAAUGGAAUUGCUCCACAACUACAGGCCAACACUACCACUUGGCAACCGUGAUAUUCGUGACAUUCGUGAUUAUGGAGGACAUUAA
Pieris macdunnoughi is the source of this 945-nucleotide messenger RNA. Lineage: Eukaryota; Metazoa; Arthropoda; Insecta; Lepidoptera; Pieridae. The record is from the annotation of a GenBank genome assembly.